AUGCGGAUCAUGUUGCAGGAUGGACGCACGUUCGUCGGCUAUUUUAGGGCCUUCGACAAGCACAUGAACCUGCUGCUCACCGAUUGCGAGGAGUUCCGCAGCAUCAGGAAGGCCGGCAAGAAGGCCGACGGUGAAGAGAAGCGGAUGCUGGGACUCGUCCUUCUUCGAGGCGAGCACAUCGUCUCAUUGACGGCCAAGCCCGCCGGACGUGGCAUGCCGAUCGCCCCUACUGGACCCGCUGCUCCGGCUGGACUUAGUGGACCCACCAUGCCGCCCAAGAAGGCCGUCGAGGAGCCGCCGCCACUUAUCGGCCGCCUGGGCACCAACUUGAAGGUCGGUAUUCUGGGUCUGCCCAACGUGGGCAAAAGCACGUUCUUCAACGUGCUCACGAAGAGCGAGGCCCAGGCCGAGAAUUUCCCCUUCUGCACCAUCGACCCCAACGAGAGCAGGGUCCCGGUCGCCGAUCCACGAUUUGAUUGGCUUGUCAACUUCUUCAAGCCUGCCAGCAAGGUCCCCGCCUUCCUGAACGUCACCGAUAUUGCUGGACUUGUGAAAGGUGCUUCUGAGGGCCAAGGACUCGGAAAUGCUUUCCUGUCCCACGUCUCGGCUUGCGAUGCACUUUUCCAUCUGUGCCGAGCAUUCGAUGAUGACGACAUCACGCACGUCGAAGGCGAGAUCAACCCGGUCCGAGAUUUGGAUAUCAUCUCCGACGAAUUGCGCCUGAAGGAUCUACAGUAUUUGGACGGCUCUGUCAAGAAGCUGGAGACGCUAGUUGUGCGGGCAAACGACAAGACCAAGAAGCUCGAAUACGACACGCUACUCAAGGUCCAAAAGAUGCUCACCGAAGAGAAGACGCCGGUGCGGAAAGCGGCCUGGAACGAGAAGGAGAUCGAGAUCCUGAACAAGCAUCUGUUCCUCACGGCAAAGCCGAUCGUCUACCUGGUCAACUUGAGUGAAGCUGAUUACAUCCGGAAGAAGAACAAAUGGCUGCCGAAAAUCAAGGCCUGGAUCGACGAGAAUGACCCCGCCGCCAAGCUGAUCCCGUUCUCAGGCGCUUUUGAACUAAAGAGCAUCGAGAUGCCGGAGGAUGAGCGCGAGAAGUUCUACAAGGAAGUGGGCGCCACGUCGAAUCUCGACAAGAUUGUGCACACCGGAUACGAGGCCCUCCAACUCCAGUACUUCUUCACGGCCGGAGAGGAUGAAGUCAAGUGCUGGACAAUUCAGAAGGGCACAAAGGCGCCACAGGCUGCCGGACGAAUCCACACCGACUUCGAGAAGGGCUUCAUCAUGGCCGAGGUGAUGAAGGUGGCCGAUCUUAUGGAAGAGGGCUCGGAAGCAAAGGUGAAAGCCGCCGGCAAAUACCGGCAACAAGGCCGAAACUACACCUGCGAAGACGGUGACAUCAUCUUCUUCAAGUUCAACGCCGGCGCCGGUCUGACGGGCAAGAAGAAA
Mesorhabditis spiculigera is the source of this 1452-nucleotide messenger RNA. The record is from the annotation of a GenBank genome assembly. Lineage: Eukaryota; Metazoa; Nematoda; Chromadorea; Rhabditida; Rhabditidae.